AUGGAGCAAGUGGAAGUACAGCAAUCGGUCUCUGACAACAAAAAGGGUGUACAGGAGACACCAGGGCUGGCGUCAACUGACAAAUUAGCGACAGUAACAAACACCAUACCAGAGCAAGAGGACCAGCACGACGCCUUGAUCGAUGAAAAUACUCGCUUGACGAUAAGCAAAGAAUCACCACUUUCCGAAGUGGCAACUUCUCCACUUCCAUUCGAUUUGAGCCUACCAGAGUCAGAUUUGGACUUAAACUCUGCAUUCUUGAGUAACAAGAAUGGAGUGAAAAAGUCUACAGAAACUCCUAGUGCUGAUGAGCACGAUUCACAUCGAGAAAAUGAUAUCAGCAAGAUCAAACAGGGGUUUAUGAAAGAAUCAAAAGAUAAACAUACAUUGGUUGGUAACGGAGACUCGCAACUGGAUGUAAUUACACGUCAAAGGAAAGAUAGUUAUGAAAGCUCUGAAUUAAGCGACUUAGGAGAUGAUGAAUCAGAGGCCGAAACUGACAAAAUGGACUUUUUAGAUGAGAGAGAUGGAGAGAACCUACUGAAAUCAACUGACUUGCAAACAUUAUCAGAGUUGACAGAAUUGGCCAGAUUAGAGGAGAUUGAUGGCGAUUCAGAUGAUGAAUUCCUUGACCACCAUCCAUCUAAAACUUUGUAUAGUGAAAGCUUUCCUAAUGCUGAAGUCAUAGAAGGUAAUAGCGAUGUGAUUACGCGUAAGCGAACAGCUACGGCUGAACCUGAAGAAUCUGAAUCGCAUGGGGACAAGAAACUCAAGACGGAACCAGUGACUGAACAUGGGCUCAGUAAAGAUGACGCCACUAGUGAAGAGAAAACUGAUGAUACAGCUAACAAUCGAAACGGUGCAAUUGAUGGCGGUCAUGAAAAGGAGCCUGAAGUGGAUAAUGAUGAAAUUGAACAUGGUUCCACAAAGAUAAGUCCCGAUGAUGAAGAUAAUGAAGCUGAGGCAGAAGACGAAGGGGAUGAGGAGGAUGAGGAAGUCGAGAAUGAAGAAGGUGUAAAAUGGGACUCCAAAUCGCAACAAAAAGGAAAAAUUGAGCGGGCUGCUGAAACUGAAGAGGAGAUAGUCCAAGAACUUGUUGAGAAAAGCGUCGAAGAAACUGUUGCGGAAGAAAAUGACACUGACAUCAACGAACAACGAGAGCUAGCUGUGAAGGGACUAAUAGCUAUUGAGAAGUGUUUUGCAGAAGUGCGUGACAAGCUAUAUGACGACAAACUAGCCUUAUUAGAGAAGGAGCUACAACUUUGUUUAGAUGGAUCCCAUCCUGAGUUGUCCAAGAUUUAUCAAAAGAUUAAUGGGUUCUACCAGGAUAGUUUAAACUUAGCCAAUGCCAGCUUGGCAUAUAGAUUAAAAUGUGUCGAUAAAGAAACCAUGGCAACUCGUACAUCAAUUCACCAAAAUUAUCUUAGAAAUAUAAUGGACACCAAGAAUGCAAUGAUUACAGAAACGACGUCAAUGUGGUACAAGAUCAAUAAGGAGAGAAAUCAAUUAGACCAAAUAGUACCAGAUUUUAACUAUUCAGCAAUACCGCUGUCGAUUCUGGCGCAAGGUGAAGUGACAGUAUCUAAUUCUAGCAAUGUUGCCGAUAUGAUGGGAACAGCUGCACCAAAGAUGAAAAAAGCCAUCAAACAAAAUGCUAUUAUCGAAUUGGUACAACAGCGAAAUAAUUUGAAUGAACAAUUGGGAAUUUUGAACGGCUUAGUUACAUUUCAUGGGUUCCCCUCUGCAGUUACGUCAUCAAUCAGUCAAGACGAGGUAGCGACUCAGGAAUUGCUUUUGAGGAAAGCAAGCGAGGACGAGAUCAAUGAGGAUUUAAGAGCCAUGGGGAUAAGGACAUAG
Lodderomyces parapsilosis is the source of this 1857-nucleotide messenger RNA. RefSeq names its product Rpd3L histone deacetylase complex subunit. The record is from RefSeq and is a predicted model, not a curated record. Gene Ontology annotation, cellular component: Sin3-type complex. The transcript has a single exon. NCBI's taxonomy places the organism in Eukaryota, Fungi, Ascomycota, Pichiomycetes, Serinales, Debaryomycetaceae. Gene Ontology annotation, molecular function: histone deacetylase binding. Gene Ontology annotation, biological process: negative regulation of transcription by RNA polymerase II. The coding region runs from base 1 to 1857 and encodes 618 amino acids.